Messenger RNA from Zea mays, 1893 nucleotides. RefSeq lists its product as uncharacterized. Gene Ontology annotation, molecular function: 2 iron, 2 sulfur cluster binding; chlorophyllide a oxygenase activity. Bases 142 to 1713 code for a protein of 523 amino acids. Gene Ontology annotation, cellular component: cytoplasm. NCBI's taxonomy places the organism in Eukaryota, Viridiplantae, Streptophyta, Magnoliopsida, Poales, Poaceae. The record is from RefSeq and is a predicted model, not a curated record. The transcript has 6 exons.
AACAGCUACCGGCCCACAGGAGCGGGCGUCCCCGCGACGCCACGACUCCCGCCAAACCAUAGCCACGAGUUCCCUGCUCCCCCGGCCCCCGCUACCCCGCCAAUCCUGUCCCGGGUUUCUGCCGCCGGCCGCCAUCACGCGAUGGAUCCCCUCUCCCUCCUGCAGCUCCCUCGCGCCUCGCGCCCACCGAUGCCCCUGGCCGCGGCCGCCGCGCCAUUGGUCUCCGCGAGGCUAAGCGUAAGCGGCGGCGCGCGCUCCGUUCGGAGGCGGCGACGGCGCCGCGCCGCUGGGCUGUCGGUGUUCGCCGUGGCGACCGAGACGCCGCGGACCGAGGAGCAGCAGCCGUCGCCGUCCGGGGAGGAGCGGUUCGACUGGCUGGACCAGUGGUACCCGCUGGCGCCCGUGUGCGACCUCGACCCGCGCGCGCCGCACGGCAAGACGGUGCUGGGGCUCAGCGUCGUGGCCUGGUACGACCGCGGCGCCGGCGAGUGGCGCGUCUUCGACGACGCCUGCCCGCACCGCCUCGCGCCGCUCUCCGAGGGCCGGAUCGACGACAGGGGGCGCCUCCAGUGCGUGUACCACGGCUGGUGCUUCGACGGCGCCGGCGCCUGCAAGUUCAUCCCCCAGGCACCCGCCCUCGGCCCGCCGGUGCACACGAGCAGCAGGGCGUGCGUGGCGUCGUACCCCUGCGUGGUGCAGAACAACAUCCUGUGGUUCUACCCGAGGGCUGACCCCGAGCAUAGCGACGUGCUGCAGAGGAAGCGCCCGCCGCUCAUCCCUGAGAUUGACGACCCGGACUUCGUCACCGUCUAUGGCAUCAGAGACCUCCCUUACGGGUAUGAUAUUUUGGUUGAGAACCUCAUGGACCCUGCUCAUGUCCCGUAUGCACACAAGGGGAUCAUGCGUGGCAUUCGCAAGAAGGAAGAUCCUGGAAGAGUCGACUACGAUAAAGAGGGCGGCGGUCCAGUCAAGAUGAAGAUCGAGCAGGCAAACAUAGAAGGGUUUGUGUCACCGCAAGAGCGGGGCUACUUCCAGUUCGUCGCGCCCUGCACGUUCUUCGGCACGCCGUUUGUGCAGGAGAAGAAGAAGGCGCCUCGGGUCAUGCUGGUGUUCUUCUGCAUCCCGGUCGGUCCUGGCAGGAGCAGGGUGAUCUGGGCGUUCCCGAGGAACGUCGGGGUCUGGCUCCACCAUAUCACGCCACGGUGGCUGUACCACGUCGGCCAGAACCUUAUAUUGGAUUCAGACAUUUUCCUCCUCCACGUUGAGGAGCGUAAAUUUGCUGCGGCAGGGCUGGAUAACUGGCAGAGAGCUUGUUACGUGCCGACGUCGUCGGACGCCAUGGUGGUCGCCUUCAGGAACUGGUUCAGAAAAUUCUGCAAGAACCAGGUCGGCUGGGCAACCUUACAAGUCGACCAGCUGCCACCAACGCGUACCAAGGACCAGCUCAUGGAGAGGUACUGGUCGCACGUGGUGCAGUGCAGGAGCUGCAACGCGGCGCUCAAGGCCAUGAAGGCGCUCGAGGCUGCCCUGCAGGUGGCCUCGGUCGCCGUCGUCGGGUUCCUUGCCGUCGCUAAGGGAACGGUCCUCACGUCAACUGUUCAGAGGGCCGCAGUCGUGUCGGCGACCGUGCUGUGCUUCGCUGCCUCCCGUUGGCUUGCCAACUUCAUCCAGAAGAACUUCUACUUUCAAGACUACAUCCACGCCUACAAGUGACACGCUCAUGAAUACGUUUUUAAAGGUUUUUGUUGCUAGGAGAUUGUUGUUUUUACUGUGAAUGCAUAUUAUUAGGAGAAUUGGGUGGGUAGAAAGCAGUAUCUAUACUGCAUUAACUUGUAUAUAAUAAUGCAUAUAAUCGAUAAUAAAACGGAAGACACGCGGCUUCAGUUGUGUUUA